Messenger RNA from Mercenaria mercenaria, 5130 nucleotides. RefSeq lists its product as uncharacterized. The coding region runs from base 536 to 1351 and encodes 271 amino acids. Gene Ontology annotation, molecular function: serine-type endopeptidase activity. Gene Ontology annotation, biological process: protein processing. Gene Ontology annotation, cellular component: Golgi membrane; trans-Golgi network. The record is from RefSeq and is a predicted model, not a curated record. NCBI's taxonomy places the organism in Eukaryota, Metazoa, Mollusca, Bivalvia, Venerida, Veneridae. The transcript has 8 exons.
UUAAUUCAAGAGAUCAAAACAAACUAAAUACAAAAACUAAAUACAAAAAACUAAACAUAACAAAUGAGGUUUAUACCUACAUGAAAAUUGCUAGAUCAGAAACAAUUCAUAUUAGAUAAUGUUUCAAUAUAAAAAUAAUCUUGUCAUUAUUGCAUCGUCAUUGCAAUUUCUUUAGAUAUUUAUAUUUGAGUUUAUUUCAAAACAAGAUGCUGGCGUUCACUUCAUAGAUAAUACAACCAAUGUGACCCCAGAAAACUUCCCUAGCUAUAGGACCGACUCCUUGCGGUUUGUCGACCACGGAAAUAGAUGUGGAAGUAUAAUAGCUGCUGAAAAAGGGAAUGGUGUGUGCGGUGCUGGAAUUGCAUAUGAAGCAAAAGUUGUUCCUUUGAAGAUUAUUUCGGUGGAGCAUAAGUACCAAAGAUUUAAGCCAAACACUACAUCUCAUAUUAUUGGAAGGGCUCUUGCGUAUGGUUUACAGCAUAUUCAUAUUUACUCAAACAGCUGGUCGCCACCUGAAAAGUUUGAACCACUCGACAUGGCGAUAAGAGAGCCUAUCCUGUACGGAGUAACAAAUGGCCGGAACAAACUUGGGGCAAUUUAUGUUGUACCUGAUGGGUCGGAUGGUAUAUCUGGCAGUGGUCUUGCAAACAACAUACACACUAUCACUGUUAACAGUGUUGGUGUCUAUGUCGUAUUGCCAAGGAGACCGCAAGUCAGUGCGUGUAUGUUGACUUCAGGUCUUGGAGAAGGAAAAAGACUGAACACAAACUACAUGCUGACAUCUUUCAACAAUAGAUGUAUCAGAUCAUUCAAAGGCGUUUCAGCCGCAGUUGCAGAAGUUUCAGCAAUAAUUGCGCUUGCCUUACAAGCAAGGCCACUUUUAUCGGUGAGGGACAUUCAAUAUUUACUCGUCGAAUCAUCGGAUCAGCAACAACUGGCAAAAACAAAUGAAAUCAAAAGAAAUGCAGCUGGGAAACUAUUUAACCCUUUUCUUGGGUUCGGAUUAAUUGAUGCUGACAAAAUGGUAUCCCUUUCAAAAACAUGGCCUCUCGUUGGAAACAUUUACAGCAGCACGUUACGUUACAAAAACAUCAGUUCAAAGGGGGUAGAGAAACAUCAAUAUGACUCGAUCACAGAGAGAAUUACUUAUGAAAUAGAAUUUAAGAUGGAAGAACAUAGAUGCCAACCGCAUGUUAAUACAAUAGAACAUGUUGUCUUAUACAUUAGUCAUUUUAUUGUAACUCAAAGAAACCUGAUACUGGAAAUCGUUUCUCCAAGCAAUACAGUCUCUAUCGUUGUGGAUAAUGGAGAUGCUGAUAGUUUCAGUAAAGAUAACACACUAGAAACUUGACAAGUGUACAUUUUUGGGGAGAAAACCCCUUUGGGCGUUGGAAGGUUCGAAUACAACUUGCACAUACUACAGGCACGUACUAUUCUCCAAGUUGGUACUUUUAAUAUAUAUAAAAUAGUGUUGAUAAAACUUCAAAAAAUAGUAUGGAAUCUUAAAUGAUUUACUACAGUUGAGAUUUUUUUUAUUUGUUUCAGGACAAUGAUUGUUAUUAUUUGUGCUAUUUUGAGCAACACUGACGUAUUUGAAAGAGAACAAUAGCUCAUUUGCAGAUGGCACUACUACAUACUGCCAUAAAUUUCUACAAGGUUUCAUACUGUUGAAAAACGGCGUUAAACCCAAAACGAACAAACGAACAUCAAAGCUUUAGUCAAAUAUUGCACGUUUCGUCUUCUUUAGUAACUAUCAGUGUUUUAACUGGUAUUGCUUUGUCAAAUCAUGAAUGUUAUCAAUGAUGCUAGUAUGCUUAUAACAAAGGAUAGGAGAGAUUUAUAGAAAUUAUAAUACCUUACAUCUAUUAAAUUGAAAUAAUAUAAAUAAAGUGAUAAAUUAAAGUUUUUCAUUGCAGAUGAAUACCAACUCAAAUUGGUCUCUUUGACUUUGUACGGAGCUUUCGACGAAAGUAAAAGAACAUGGAAAUGUGUAACACCCACACAGAAAACGUUAAAAACGACGAAAUCACAUGAAGAAAAGGGUGGGGAGAAGAAAGCAAAAAAUUAUGCGAAUCGACUUUUAUCACAAUAUACAUUAAAUGGAUUGCUCAUAUUCUGGAAGGCAUUUGUGAUAUUUCACUAUUUUUAUGAUUUGAUGUAACAGCAAUUUUGUCUUAGUGAUUAAUUGUUUUACAGGUGCAUUAGAAUAAGCCAAAAACUUAACCAGUUAUAUAUAUACAUAUUUAUUUGUUUAUUUAUAUAUUGUUGUAAAUUGAUGUCUUUAAAAAAGGAAUUUGCAUUUAUUGUUUUGUAUAUUUCUGUUGUUCAGUCAGGCAAUUCUUAAUGAACAAAAAAUCUAUAAAUACAUCACAACGGAAAUAAUAAAAGUUUGCUUGGGAUAUAUAUCUUUUUAUAUCGCGUUCGUAUUAUUUGGCGAAAAUCAGUGCCCGCAAAUACUAGGAUGCUAAUACUUUACCGGAAACAGUUCACGGUUUGCGUGUAGAUUGAACACCACGUCUAAGAGUGUUUAGCGAAAGUUCGAUCAUGCGAAACUAUGGCAUAUUUCAGUUUGAAUGAAAGGGUCAAUAGUCACGUUUAAACGUCACAAUACCUUCAAGGAUAAUAUAUGAUUUCCUAUCAAUGUUUAUCGAGUACAUUGACUGGACGUCAAUUUGCAGCUAUCACGGAAUAAUUAUUUCGUUCAAAACCAUUGAACUUAUUGUGUGAUCACAGUUAGUUACAUGAAUGAGUAUAGACCAGUCAUCGGAUAAAAUUUUCAAACGACUAUAGCCUUGAGAUUGAAUUUGGCCGGUACAUUAAUCGUAGGUAUUUUAAGGUACCUAAUAAGCCUUCGGAUCACUUUAAACAUUUUUUGUAUAAAUUAUUCCUAAGUUCAAACCCACUAAGAUUUACAUUUGACAUUUUGAAUGUUUGUGCAAUUUUCGGCCAGUGCAAUUUCAUAUUUGAACUCCCGUUGUUACUAGAAUUUCAACGUCAAGAUUGAUCCGUUUUCAGUUUUUCUGUGAUGUUAAGUCAAUAGAGAUUUUCUUUCAAGGCGAUAUAGACUUGACAACAUGCUUUGUUCAUUCGUAUUUUAAAAUUUAUGUAUACUUUUAUCUGUAAUUAUCAUAUUCUUACAUAGUACUUAAUGUCUACAAAAGGAUAACCUGUUGGGAUGAAUCAGUUUUUAACAUGGUGCACCUACGAGCAGUGAGUGCUAUGACAGGUCCACGAAAAGAGUAAGAGUGAUGUUUGUAUGUGAUUGUCCGGCAAUAAGAUCAAUACUUUACAAAAUGACCCUUACGACUGUGUUAUAGAUAUCAUUUCUUAAAACGGGUAUAAUACUUUUCCUUUGACUUGUAAAUAUUCAUAAUUGAAUAGUCAGAAUCUGCUUAAGGACUGUGAUUGGUUGAUAUGAUUUAAAUUUAUCAUAUUAUUUGUCAUAUUUGUUAUUUCUGUUAUUUGUUUGCAUAUAAUGAUACUCAGAAUUCAAGCACUCCAUAUAUGUAAUUGUCACAUAUCUCCAAAACAUAAGUUUUAUAAUCAUUAUCCAUUUUAUAAACGUCACCUUAACGUGUAAUUUAAAAGAAGUUUGCUUAUUGCAAUAUUUCUGUGCAAAAACGGUAAUGAAAAUUUGAAGAGUGUUAAUUUUACAUUUGUACUUAAUAAUCAGUAUAUCGUAGAUAAGGCUCUCCGCGCAAUGAACCUGUUACUUAUAAAUGUUUAAAAAUACGAAGUAAACACGCGUAUCGCACUACAACUAUUUGAUACUUUUGUUCGAUCUAUAAUGAAUUAUUCCUGCAUGAUUUGAGGCUUCUAAAAAUCAAAAGAACUAGAAAGAAUUCACUUGAAGUAUUGCAAAGCUAUAUUAGGUGUAAAAGUCAGUGCAUGUAACGCUGCCGUCUAUGGCGAAUUAGGUCGCUACUCGUUAUACGUAAACCGAUACACACAGAUUAUCAAAUACUGGUUAAAACUAAUAAAUACCAGAAACAUAAUUCUAGAUACGGUCUGCAAAUAUGCCGUCGAACAGUAUUAUAAACAUAAGCAAAAAUUUUGGUGGGCAACGUAAAGGCAUUGCUAGAUGAAUAUGGGUUCUCAGAAGUAUGGCUGUACCCCGAUAACGUUGACCCAAAGAUUUUUCUCCCAGUUUUUGAAAAUAGAGUAAUUAACUGUUUUAAGCAACAAUGGAUUGCAGACCCAAACAUAAUACAUUAAAUGCAUAUAAAAAGUGACUUAAAAAUUGAACCACAUUUGAAAUUGUCUGUCAAAACAGUUUAAAAUCAUUACUUACAAAAUUAAGAAUUUCAGCGCAUAAUUUGCGAAUCGAUAGACUGAAACAGAAUCCCAAGAAAUGAACGUAUAUGAUUUUUAUGCAAUACUAACGACAUAGAAGACGAAAUUCAUUUUGUGCUCAAAUGUGAAAUCUUCUACAAUAUAAACCGAGAACAUAUAGAAAAAUAUUAUCAAGUACGUCUGCGCAUGUUCAAAUUUGUGGAAGUAUUAAAUGUGAUAAAAAUCCACUAUAAUUAGACUCGCUAAAUUCUUAAAACUUGCAACAACACGAAGAAAUAAUCUAAUGUCAACUCACAACACGUUUUGAUACACAUUAAUUCCUUAAUUAUACUAUUGUAUUAUUGAUGUUGCUAACAUAAUAUGUCUUUAUUUUCCUGUAUUUUUCAGCAAAAAUGCAUUACAUGUACAAUGUCACUUUUUGAUUGUUUAAUUUGUGUAAGACAUAAUUUGAAAACUUAAGAUAUAUUCAUGUUGCUAACAAUUAAGCCUUUAUUUUCCUGCAUUUUUCCCUUUAUGUACAUGUAUAACAUGUACAAUGUACACUUACUGAUUCUUAAUUUUGUGUAAGGCUUAUUUUGGUAGCCUAUUUAAAUCAUACAGGUAUGUUGCUAACAGUAAUAUCAUUAUUUUCCUUUGUUUUCAUCUAUGUACAUGUGUAAUCUCAUUCUCCCGUUAACAGUACCUAAUCUAUCUGAAUUUGUUUUCUUUUUCACACUUAUUUAGUAGAAUGCAUUAUAACAACCUUUAUGUAAUCAACCAUGUAAGCUGUAAAAUUAUUUACCAAUAACAAUGUACAAAAUAUUGUAUACGUUAUUUGAUAAACAUUGUGUUCUUUUC